AUGUCAUGUGUUCGAGAAGCUGAAGAAGCAGCAGAAGCAGAUGACUUUGCAGCUUCUUGUGUGAGACAAACUAGAGCUUUAUUUAGAAGAAGUGCACGGAGACCACCUUUAUCAGGGGAUACUACAACAAGAAAAAAAGGAAGAUCAAAAUGCGAUAUAUGGAAACUUAAUUUUUUCCUUCUCCAGAAACACAAUGAAGAGUAUGUUCCACCUCCCUCAGAACUUUCACGUCUUACAAGAAAUGGCUUAGGUCCUCCAAAACAUGAGCAGCCUGGGACUCAAGACAGAUAUGGAAGCAAAUCAUCCAUUAAUAGGAACUGGACAAUUCCCCAGUUAGAGAAGUUUAUUAUUGAAAGCUACCCAAAUGUUCCUUUACACUUAACAGGAUUUAGUUUUGCCAAAGCCGAGAAAGGGAGACGUUUGCAUAGCUUACAAACUGAAACUGCUGCUCAAUUACAGGAAAAAAUUGGGAAAGGCAAAAUAUUCAUAAUUCCUCACCGUGACAUACCACUACCGAUUCAGAUGGAGCAGAUACACACGGCACAAGAAGAAUCAGAAUUUAGACCAGAAAUUCCAGGUCAAGUGCAUGCAGAAACAAGUUAUCAGGGAGCGCAGGCAACAUUGUCACAGGAGCCACAUGUAGAUAGGCUGGAAAACACAAGAGAACCUCAACCAGAAGUAGAUAGCCAGAUUUUGAUUGGUGAUAUUGAGAACUUUCUUGGAAGUGCAGAAUAUGAAAAUAGCACAUCAGAGUUGCGAUUAUCCAGACUGCAUGAAGAGGCAAAUGUACCAAGUCCUCCAGAAUCUCCUUUUGCUUAUAUAAAUGCUGAUACUCCCACGGUUCAGAUUAAAGUAUCUCAACUGGAAGAAAAACGAUUCCAUCUUGACAGAAGUUUUUCGGAGCUUGAAGGAUUAAUAGAGGAAGAAAUCAUUAUCGAAAUAAACAGGGAAAUAAUAUUGAAUGACAUGCAGCGAAUUUAUGGAACAACAGAACUCCUCAACUAAAAGCUUCAAGUACGUUUUAUUGGAGAAGAAGGGCAUGAUUUUGGCGGAUUAACCAAAGAUCUUUUUUCUUGCUUUUGGAACUGUGCCUUCACUGAGUGGUUUAAAGGUGAGGAUGCUCUUGUACCUUGUAUACCUCUCUAUCAUUAUCAUAAAGCACAAGAAAUCUUUACAGUUGUGGGAAGAGUAUUGUCUCAUAUGUGUCAGCUGAACAGAUGUAUACCUCCAAGAUUCUGUAGGUCAACAUUGCUUUCUAUUGUAUUUAAUACCUCCACCAUUCACAAUAACAUUCUUAUAGAUGACUUUCUGCUUCAUGUAACUGCUUCAGAAAGGAUCCUCCUAAAAAAAGCAAUUAACCACUUUGAAACAUUAAGAGACUUUGAAAAACAAGAGCUCUUAACAUUUUUUUUCUGUAAAUGGUAUGCAUAGUAUCCCAACACCUAUAAAUCUUAAGGAUCAGAUCAUUCUUAUUGCACAGAAUGAACUAAUAAUUAAACCAGGGUUCCUCAAUAAUUGUAUAAGACAGUCAAUUCCAGAUUCCCAUUUCACAGUUUUUUGGUCACAGUUAGAUAUUGACUCAAUUUCCUACCUAUAUUGGCAAGAAAUGCCAACUACAGAACGUGUUUUGACAUGCUUUAAAACAGAAACAGAUCUCA
Messenger RNA from Erpetoichthys calabaricus (reedfish), 1658 nucleotides. RefSeq lists its product as uncharacterized. The transcript has 9 exons. NCBI's taxonomy places the organism in Eukaryota, Metazoa, Chordata, Cladistia, Polypteriformes, Polypteridae. The record is from RefSeq and is a predicted model, not a curated record. The coding region runs from base 1 to 1005 and encodes 334 amino acids.